Molecule: messenger RNA, 2472 nt
Organism: Aquila chrysaetos chrysaetos
Lineage: Eukaryota; Metazoa; Chordata; Aves; Accipitriformes; Accipitridae
Product: C-type lectin domain family 2 member A-like
Exons: 10
Coding region: 199-1626 (475 amino acids)
Source: RefSeq, a predicted model, not a curated record
UCUGAACCCCCUGACUCACGGGGAGGGCUCUCCUUAUUCUCUGAGUCGAUGUACGCGGUUAGAACGAGUUGCACAUUUACCGAGGGAGUUUCAUGCCAGCUCUUGUUACGAGUAACCCCAGCACCUAUUGUUCCCGCCUUCCAGGCUCAGGCGGCUUCUGCCGUGAGUGAAACGGCGCCACCGUGAGGCGACCCUGGGAUGCGCCGGUGCCGCGGUGAGACGGUGCCGCCGUGUGGUGAUUCUGUGGAGAGACCAGGCUGCGAUGAGACGGUGCUGGGACGAGACGGAGCCACCGUGAGGCGACGCCGGGACGCGCCGGUGCGACGAGGGGGCGACAACGGCUGGAUGCUGCGACCGGACACCGACCCCGCGGAGCCAUCGCGCCGGGACUACGCGCGGGACUACGGCUCUGGCGGCCCCGUCGCCGCCCUCUGCCUGCGAUUGGCUGGCUGCCCCGGCAGUCCCCGCGUUUGCGCGCUGAUUGGGCGGAUGGCCGUGUGGCGGUUUUUUUGUAAGGCCGCGUCCCGGUUCUCCUCAGAGCGUUGCGGGGCGUGUGAUGGCGGCGGGAGCGGCCGGAGCCUUCCUCGGGCGGAGCUCGGGACCGGCCGGAGCGCAGGAGACAAGACACAGGGAGCUCUCAAGAGAUUCUCAGCCCAUCCCCACCCCGAGGACCCCCUGUGUGGGGCAAUCCUCGGAUGCCAACCUGCCUCCACCCACUGCCAGGGCAAUGCCGCGUCUCAGCGUGGGCUGAAAAGCCUUGAGCCGGUCGGUAACGGAGCCGGGAGAGCUGAAAUCGGUGGGCUCCCAGGCGCUUGCACCCACCACCUUUCCCUUGGACCAAGCGUGACUGGAGGAGCAUUCUCCCGGGACGGAGAAGGACCUGGCAGGUCCCUGGUGCCGUGCUGCAGUCUCGAGGUGUUCUCGACCCUGCUCGCCUUGUUGCUGGUGGAGUUGAGGGACGUGCUUGUCCCCGGAGGGUCCUGCUGUCCCCUCGGUGGCACCAGGAUGGCGGAUGCUCUUCAGGAUGCAGGCGAAGAGUCGACUGCUGCAAUGAUGCCAUCGCAGCAGAGAGCGGAGGAAGGGACCAGUUUUAGCCUCAAGUGCAUUAAAGACAAAAAGGUCCCCAUCGGGGUCACCGUGGUCAUAGCAGCAUUGCUUCUCACCAUAAUCGCGCUGGCAGCUAAGAAAUGCCCGUCCUGUCCAUCCUGUUCCUCUCCUGUCCUUCCCAGCUGCCUGGAAAAUGGGAUCGGGUACAGGGAGAAGUGCUUUUACUUUGUGGAGGACGAAACGGACUGGAACAGGAGUCAGAUCUUUUGCCGUUCUCUCAGAGCCCAUUUGGCCAUCAUUGACACCCAGGAGGAGCUGCAUUUUCUCUUGCGCUAUGGGAGUUCCUUGCACUACUGGAUCGGUCUCCACAGGGAAGGCUCUGGACCUUGGAAAUGGUCCAACGGGUCUCUCUUCAGCAACAGGUUCGAGGUCCGGGGCAAGGGCCAAUGUGCCUAUAUCAAUGCUGACGGGAUCAGCAGCGACUGGUGCUCCCAGCUGAAAUACUCUGUCUGCAGCCACCCGCAAAAGCACCCCAGUGGGAUUCAGAAGGAUUCAGAAAUCCUUCUGAAUUUCACCUGAAAUUUCCCUGUCGGCAGAGAAGAUCAACCACAAGCUGCUAUUAACCCUACACAACAUGGUAGUGAGCGUCUCGCAACAGCACAGAUUUGAUUUAAUUUUAGCUUACAGAAGCAGAAACUCCUCAUGACGAUGACACAGAGCCGUGACCAAAGGAUCCUUACUUUAGUCUGACCACUAGAGUCUUUCCAGUUUUGCAGACUUGGGAAUAUCCAAGAGGCUUGGAAAACUCUCUGCUUUGCUGGCAGGUGCCGUGCUGCAAAGCUCAGUCCUGCUGGUUUUGGUGUAUUUGUUCUUUGGUGGAUUUGGAGGAGCUGGAGGUGAGGGGCAGAAAUGCAAAGUGGAGAAACGAAACAGAAUUGCUUCCGAGUCCUGCUCUGGGAUGUGUUUUGGCAUCCCGGCGAGAUGCCCGGUACCAAGUCUGUCUCCGUUGUUCCUCAUGUUGUUUCCUCUGGCUUAAAUCUCGGUGGCCUCUUUCUGGCAAAUCCAGUGGAACAAAGUGCUGCAGAUGUGGGAGUGCAGCUGAUUCUUCCAAAUCGCGAUACAAGCGUCUGCCUUCAUGGGACCCUGCACCGGGAACCUCAAAAGCACCGUGCUGGCAAUCAGCCUGGCGUCCUGCGCUUGGGCACUGUGUUUCCAGUGACAGUAUUUAUCUCAUUGGGGUGUUUUUUCCCCCCCAAAACCCGAACCAGGUCAGCAGUUGUCCACUCAGCUGUGAGCACGGGAAGGUACCAGCCUCUUGUUUUUCCAGCUGUGUUGGGGGAGUCUGUGCUCCCCCAAAAACUUGUUUCUCCUCCCCACACCCCCAUUUGUGUAUUACUUGUCUAAUAAAUAUUAGCUCUAUCAGAA